UGGCUGUCAGACAGCCCAAAGACUCUGUGGAGGAACAACAACCCCGUGACAAAGGAACACCGAAUGUCAAGAGGGGGAAUGGAGGAAAGCUAUGAGACAUUUGAGGAGGAGUUAUGGCCACCGAGGGCAGACGCUCCUCCACAGAGACCUGUUCGACAGAUCCGCAGAGCAAGUGGCGAAAUGUACACUGCAAGAAAAAUCAGAGAGGAAGUGCCUCCUGUGUCUCUGCAACCAAUAUCAGAACCUAAGAUCUUAUCCAGAGAACCCAGCUUCACCAAAGCUACAUCCUUGCAUAAAACCUUGUCGAUCCAGAACCUGACUCAGCUAGAGACACCCUGGGAAAACGUCACCCUCAACCGUUGUCUUUUUGUAGCCAUCGCCAUCCUGGUGCUCACCUCAGGCUUCCAGAAGCUUCAUGAAACUUUACGUGGCCAGGGAAUAGUAGAGGAAGAGGAGGAAGCUGGACUAACAAUGAGACGAUCAGAGUGGUUACGUCACAGAGGCCGUCUGCCGGAGCCAGAGACGUCUCUAUGGGAAGUCGUGUUUUGGUGGCUGCCAGACCUUGAUGAUGAAGACGAAGACGAGGAUGACGAUGAAGAGAUCAAAAGAAGAAAAUCAAAGAGGGAAGUAACAAGACGAACAUCGAGAGGUCUCAGGAACAGGCCGCUGCCAGAGAAAAAACUCUUAAAGCAAAGAGACGGGAAAUUAAAGGACAGGAGGGCCAGGAAAGCCAGGGCUAACAAAAUCAAAGACAAGAGAGGGACAGCCAGGAAAGAGGACCCUGAAGAGGCAGCAGACGAACAGGAUGAAAGAGAAGAGGAGACAAAGGCAAAAAAAGAAUAAGCUGCAAGAUGGGAAAUAAUUUUUAAAAAAAUAAAAAUUUCUGCUCUCACUA
Molecule: messenger RNA, 895 nt
Organism: Gambusia affinis (western mosquitofish)
Lineage: Eukaryota; Metazoa; Chordata; Actinopteri; Cyprinodontiformes; Poeciliidae
Exons: 7
Coding region: 64-843 (259 amino acids)
Source: RefSeq, a predicted model, not a curated record